Molecule: messenger RNA, 4153 nt
Organism: Hevea brasiliensis (rubber tree)
Lineage: Eukaryota; Viridiplantae; Streptophyta; Magnoliopsida; Malpighiales; Euphorbiaceae
Product: methylmalonate-semialdehyde dehydrogenase [acylating], mitochondrial
Exons: 19
Coding region: 754-3909 (1051 amino acids)
Biological process (GO): thymine catabolic process; L-valine catabolic process
Cellular component (GO): mitochondrion
Molecular function (GO): methylmalonate-semialdehyde dehydrogenase (acylating, NAD+) activity; malonate-semialdehyde dehydrogenase (acetylating, [NAD(P)+]) activity
Source: RefSeq, a predicted model, not a curated record
GCUUAAAAGUGUCAAGAUCAAAAUUAUCACUGCAACUUCCAACUCACAAUUUCCUCUCUCACGCUCAAACGUAAAACAAUUCCAUCAAAACCCUAAAUUUGCCAACUGCCGUCGCUCCUCCGCCCUCAGCGGCUCUGCUGCCACUAAUUUUUCCGAUUUGCAGAUCUCUUUCAACUUCGGAUACUGUGCUUGCAGUAUAGAGACUCUCGUCAACCUUCAUCUCCCUCUCUUACUGCUUCAAAGAAAAAGCUUUGUUCUCUCCGAAACCUAAAUUUCUCCUGUUCCAUCUCUAAUUCGGUAAGUGCAUAGAACGAAACCGAUAAAUGAAAGAUUGGAUUCAUUUCGGGGCAUCGGAUUCUUUUGGGAUUUUAAUGUGGUGAGAUGAGAAUUCAGUGGUUGGUUUCAAUGUUAGACUUGUAGAGGCGUUGAUUUCAAGUGGUCAGUUCUUAUCUUUAAUUGUGUAUUUCAAUUGGUGUUCAUUUUGAGCAUUGAAAUGUGAUUGGAUUGACCAAAGUUUCCUACGUAGUUCGAUACAGCUCUAAGAAAAGUUGGAGGGCUCUAAAGAAAAAAAAAUGUAAAAGGGGAAGAGGGAUGGUAAUGGAGUAGUAUAGUUUGGCCCUUUUAUAUGUGAUUGAAAAAGAACUAUUGCUUUAUUCUUUGUGUCUUAGCUAUCCAUCGAAUUCAUUAAAUUGGAAAAUAAUUGGCUUGUUAGGUUAUUUCUUUCUGCAAUCUGAAAAGGAAACUCAAAGUCGAAUGGAGUAUAUGGGUCAGUAUAAAAUGUUUCCUCCAGAAUCUGGAACUUUUCAAGAUCGUGAAGAGCUCAUAAAAUAUGUUCGUGACUUUGGGGCUAGUCAAGGAUAUGUGGUAACCAUUAAAAAGUCUAGGAAGGACCGGAGAGUUAUCCUUGGUUGUGAUAGAGGAGGUGUUUAUCGUAAUAGGCGCAAGAUUGAAGAAAGCCAGCGUAAAAGAAAAGCAUGUUCACGGCUUAUAAAUUGUCCAUUUGAAGCAAUUGGUAAGAAGGAAGAUGAUGUGUGGGUACUUACUAUUAAAAAUGGAGACCACAACCAUGAACCUUUAAAAGACAUGUCAGAGCAUCCUUAUAGUCGUCGAUUUUCUGAAGAGGAGGUUAGGCAAAUUAAAAUGAUGACUGAUGCUGGUGUAAAACCGCGACAAGUCCUGAAAGCACUUAAGCAAAGCAAUCCUGAGUUGCAGUCAACACCUAGACAUUUGUACAACCUCAAAGCUAAGAUUCGUCUAGGAAAUUUAUCAGAGAAAAGUUUGAAGUCAUGGAGACCUAACAGGUCUGUUCCUGUAAACACAAGGACUACUUCCUCUGAAGGGUCGCUAAAGCAAAACAACCAGCCUCUGAAAGUUCCUAAUUUUAUUGGAGGAAAAUUUGUCGAGUCACAAGGGUCUACUAUAAUUGAUGUGAUAAAUCCUGCAACACAAGAGGUUGUUUCUGAAGUUCCGUUAACCACCUAUGAAGAGUUCAAGGAUGCAGUUAUUGCAGCAAAGAAAGCUUUUCCUUCAUGGAAGAGCACCCCAAUUGCCACUCGUCAACGCAUCAUGUUCAAACUCCAGGAGCUUAUUCACAGGGAUAUGGAUAAGCUUGCAAUGAAUAUUACCUUAGAACAGGGUAAGACACUCAAAGGUGCCCAGGGUGAUGUACUUUGUGGUUUAGAGGUAGUUGAGCAUGCCUGUGGAAUGGCAACUUUGCAAAUGGGGGAGUUUGUUCCUAAUGCAUGCAAUGGAAUUGAUACGUACUGCAUUAGAGAACCACUUGGUGUUUGUGCUGGGAUAUGCCCUUUUAACUUUCCAGCUAUGAUUCCCUUGUGGAUGUUCCCCAUUGCUGUUACAUGUGGAAAUACAUUUGUUCUUAAGCCAUGUGAGAAAAAUCCAGGGGCCUCAAUGAUACUUGCAGCACUGGCUAUGGAGGCUGGUUUGCCUGAUGGUGUCUUAAAUAUUGUUCAUGGCACCAAUGAUAUUGUUAAUUACAUAUGUGAUGACGAUGAUAUAAAAGCUAUAUCAUUCAUUGGUUCAGACAUUGCUGGCAUGCACAUACAUGCUAGGGCAGCUGCUAGAGGCAAACGUGUUCAGUCCAAUAUAGGAGGAAAAAAUCAUGCAAUUAUCAUGCCGGACGCAAGCAUGGAUGAUACUUUGAAUGCUUUGGUCGCUGCUGGUUUUGGUGCUGCAGGACAACGGUGUAUGGCUCUGAGCACAGCUAUUUUUGUUGGAGGAUCAGUAGCAUGGGAAGACGAACUUGUGGAGCGUGCAAAAGCACUUAAAGUGAAUGCAGGCACUGAUCCUACUGCAGACAUUGGUCCAGUGAUUAGCAAAGAGGUAAAGGAUCGCAUAUGCAGAUUAGUUCAGAGUGGGGUUGACAAUGGUGCUAGGCUUCUUCUUGAUGGGAGAAACAUUGUGGUUCCAGGAUAUGAGAAAGGAAGUUUUGUUGGUCCUAUUAUCUUAUGUGAUGUGACGGUCAACAUGGAUUGCUACAAGGAAGAAAUUUUUGGCCCAGUUCUUCUUUGUAUGCAGGCUGACAGUCUAGAAGAGGCUAUAACCAUUGUAAAUAAAAACAGGUAUGGUAAUGGAGCAUCAAUAUUUACAUCAUCUGGUGUUGCUGCAAGAAAGUUCCAGAAUGAUAUUGACGCUGGGAUGGUUGGAAUCAAUGUUCCUGUUCCAGUUCCAGUGCCAUUUUCCUCAUCUAAUGAACCAAAGGCAUCUUUUACUGGCGAUCUCAAUUUUUGUGGAAAGACAAGUGUGCAAUUUUAUACCCAGAUUAAAACAGUGGCACAGCAAUGGGGGGGCUUACCUAGCCUAGGAGUGUCAUUAUCCAUUCUUACAUCAUUUGAUGUGGAAGCAAACCAAGGAAUUUCUUCUGCACCUGAGAGAGGUUUACCUAAUGAGAGAGUGUCCCCAAAUAUGUCAAUAGCAUCAGAGAGAGAUUCCCCAAAGCAUGGAGAACUACUGCCAGGGGAUUUACCAAACUCGGGAGCAUCAUCUAUGCCACAAAUAGUUGAUGAGGAUUUACCAGGCCAGGAGGCGUCUCUGGUUCUAUCUCCAACAGUUGAGCAGGAUUUAUCGGACCGAGAGAGAUCACUCGCUAUACAUCCUGCAACAGAUGGGAAUUCAUUAAGCCAAGAAAUGUCACUAACCAUACCACAGACAUCUGAAAGCAUUUAUACACCUCAAACGUCCAAGUGGAAUGAAAAUCUACCCCUAACAUCUCAGAGGACUGAAAGCAUAUCUUCAACUGCUCAGAGGAUUUACAUGCCUACUUCUCAGAGGAAUGGCAAUGUCGGUCCAUCAUCCAAGAGGACUGAUCCUGCAAUGGCUUUAACUUCUGAUUGUGUAUAUGUGUCAACAUCUCAUGAGAAUGACAAUAUGGUUCCAAUAUCAAAUAGGAGUGACAGCAUAACUCCAGCCUCACAUAGGACUGAUGCUUCUGUACAUCCAGUUUCUGAGAGGUUAUUUGACUUUAUAGCAACUUCUCACUUGAACGACAGUAUAGGUCAAACAUUUCCAAGAACUGAUACCAUGUUUCCAACUUCUGAGAAACGAUACAUACCUGCUACAGCUCACAGGAAUGACCAUAUGGGUUCAACAUCUCAAAGGCAUGAUAUUACUUCACAUCCAACUUCUGAGAGGAUGUAUGUUACCAGACCAUCACAAAGGACCGACAUGGUUCCAGCUUCCCAACAGGCUGAUGCUAUACCACCGCCAUCAGAGACUAUGUAUAUGCCUAUGCCUACAAUUGUUCAGAGAAAUAAUGGAGCACCACCAACAUCAGAGAGGCUAUAUAUGCCCCUAACGUCCCAAAGGUUGUAUGCUGAAAACUCAAUGAUCUCAAUUGAUGAUUUUCCCAGCCAGGGAGCUUCCAUGGCUUUGCCAACAUCUCAGAGAAUAUAGGAUGCUAACCAGUGUUAUAUAUUUUCCAGUUUAGGGACAAUGUAGACAGUGAUAGCAAAGUAACCAAUAAAGAUUUUUUUAACCUUUAAAUAGCGAAAUAAGUUGCUUGUGUUUUUCAAAGAAAUUAUUGUAGAAUAGAAGUGGUAAGCUCAAGAUAACUUUGUAGGAUUGAAGGCAGUGCACUUUAUCUGGAGUUUCCGGAGUCUGGAUUCUAAUAAUAGGCUACUUGGUGUUGUUCUCGCCC